AUGUUUAAUAGAAAUAGUAAUAUUGAAAAUUUAGAAAAUAAAUUAAGUGGUAUUAAUGAGAGUAUAACAAAUGGGAAAUUAGACAUUUCAAAAAAGAGUCAAUUUUUCAUUGACCAGUUAAUGAAAUUUGAUACAAGUUCAAAACGAUUAGAUAUAGUGGCAUCAUUUAUCAGUAAUAAAAAGUAUUCAACAUUUCAAGAAUUAAAACAGUCAUAUCAAGAUCAAAUGUCAAGAUCUAUCUGUGGUAAAGUUUGGAACUCAGAGUCUCAUAUUUAUAAAUGUUUAGAUUGUCAAAUUGAUGAUAAUUGUGCAAUUUGUAUUGACUGUUUUGAGGAGGAUAAACAUGUUGGACAUAGAUAUAGAUUAAUAGUUGGUUUUAAUGGCUGUUGUGAUUGUGGUGAUUUUAGUGCGUGGAAAAAGGAGGGAUGUUGUUCAGUGCAUGUUAAACGUGAAGGUCAAGAGAAAGGUGAUGAUACUAAGGUGAAGCAACCAUUGCCAGAGAGUACAGAGUUCAUAAUGAUCGAUAUUUUUUUAACCAGAAUAUUAACGGAUCUUUCAAUCAAUAGAUAUACUGUUACAACUGAGUCACUUUUAGAUAUUUUAAAUAAAUUCAUUGAUGUGUUGGGUGACGAUUUCACACUACUAAUAACGAAUUUCAUUUCAAAAUUAAAUCAAUCACCAUUAAUCAUAACAUUACCUAAAAGAAUCAGUAGCUCAGCAUCGGUAAUAUUGCCAAAGACAACAACAUCAUCUUCCACAACAACCUAUAAGGUGACAUUGACAGAAAGACAUAUUUUUAAUGGCCUAAGUCUAUUCACAAGUAAGGGCAUACCAACAUUGGAGAAGUUUGUAAUCUCAUUAUUUAUCUCUACUGAUUUCAGAGAUACCUUGGCAAUGUCAAUAGCUGAAGCAUUCUCUUGUCCAACUUAUGAUUCAAGUUUAACUGUACAAUUAUUCACUGUCGACAGUACCGCUUUAAAAAUCGUUGAAACUGGUAAAUUUAAAUAUAUGCUUAAUACUUUCCUUAGAUCAUUAUUAAAUGAAGAAGAUGAUAAAGAUAAAAUUAUCCUUCUACGUGAAGGUGAGGUUAUAGAACAGGUUUUAGAGGAAGAUCACAAUUAUUAUGAUGAUGAUGAUGACGAAGAGGAAGAGGAAGAGGGACAACAAGAAAAUGAAAAAGAAGAAGAAAGAGUUGAUAAUGGUGUUAAUCAAGAAGUUCAACAACAGCAACUAACACAACAACAAGAAGGUGCUGUUCCAAUGUCAACUUCACCCCCACCCGUAAAUAAUAAUAGUACAACAACAUCAAAUAAAACAAAACAAAAUAUAUAUCAAAUAUUAGAUCCAAAGAUGACUAAAUUUGUAGCAAGAUUAUAUUUUAAAUCAUUAAUUUCAAUAGCUUAUAUUUUAAAGACCAAAUCAAGUUUCUUAUGGUUAAUUGAUAAUCCAACGUUAUUGUAUAAAAGUUUAUUAUCAUUGGCUUUGGCUCAAGGUAUGAAUCCAAAUACAAGAUUAACAACUAGACAUAUAGAGUAUGAAGAUCAAACUUGGGUUCAUUGUUUUUAUUUUGAAAUUUAUCUUACAAAGUAUAUAACGCAUGCAAUUUUCGAUCAAUUUAAAGAUAAUGAAAAAUUAAUCACAAAGGAAAGUCAAAUUGUUAACAUAAGAGAUUUCAUAUUCAAUCAUAUUAUUGACUAUUAUAAAUAUGAAAGUGUACAUGAAGUUGGAGGUAAUACUACUAGUAAUAGUGAUGUUAGUGGUUAUAAAAAUACUAUAAGAUUGCCUUUUAAAGAGAGCGAUAGUGGUGAUAAAGAUAUUAUAAAAUGGAAAAUGGGUAUUAGAGAUACUGUUAUUCCAGAAUAUAGAGUUUCAAAACAACCAGUUUCAAUUCAUAUACCAUUACAUCGUGCAUUUACAAGUGCCGUCUAUUUUCAAUCAAUUAAAUUUAAUACAACACCAGAGGAAGUUUUAAAAAUAUUGUCAAAAAAAAAUUCCAUAUAUCAAAGUGUUUGUUCUGCUGUUAUUGAACAUGUAUUUAGAGCAUUUUCAAUGUCAUUCCAAUUUUUGGCUGGUAUGUGGGUUAGAAAUGGUGAUCCAAUGAAGAAUCAAAUCGCAAAUUAUUUCCGUGUAAAAGAUCAAAAUAGUACAGUGGAUUUAUAUUUGAUGCAAUAUGUAUCAUUGGCAAUGGAACCAAAGAUUUUCUUUUCACAAUUUUUAGAUCGUUGUGAAUUAUGUUCUUGGUUUUAUUUAGAUGGUCAUAUUUUUAUUGAUGAACAAAAUCAAACUUCAAAAAAUAAUAAUAAUAAUAAUAAAAAUAAUAGUAAUAAUAAUAAUAAUAAUAAUAAUAAUAGUGGAAUUAGUAUAGUUAAUGAAGUUACAAAUAAAUCACCAUCUGUAUCACCAUUAUCAUCAUUUACAUCAGCUGUUCAAUCAACAUUUUCAUCAACAUUUUCAUCAACUUCCUCUACACCUAAUCAUCAACAUAAAUCUGAAUCUGAUCGUGCAAAUACUAUUAUAGCUGAAAACUUUUUAGAAACUAUAAUUUGGUUAUUCACUGAUAGAACAAAGUUGGCAAAUUUAGAGGGAUCAAACCAGUUGUUAAGAAAGGAGUUGAUUCACAUUCUUUCAGUUAAACCACAGAAAUUUAGUGAUAUUUAUUCAAAAGUUUCCAAUCAAUUUCAAGACUCAUUGGAAUUGGAUUCUAUCCUAAGGGAUAUUUCAACGUUUAGUAAUGCAACGGGUACAGAAAGUGGUAUCUAUCAAUUGAAACCUUCAUCUUGGAAUGAAUGGGACUAUUAUUAUCCAUAUCAUAAAAAGACUGAUCAACAGAAAUCUGAAGAGAAUUAUGUAAUUCAAUGUAAACGUGAAAAGAAAUCUUUGAUUGAACAAAAUACAAAACCAAUAGUACCAUUGGAGGAAGUUCUACCUGCUUUCACUGGAAUCGAGCGAAUACUUCAAUGUGAAAUACUUCAUACAAUUAUUUUUGCAAUCAUUCAUAAUAGUUUAACUGGUUCUGUAAAAUCAUCGGAAACUCUAUUAUCAACCGCACUUCAUCUUUUAUAUCUUGCAAUUGAUACUUAUUAUUUAAAUAGUAAAAAUCAAAUAUUUAAGAAAUAUGGUUUUCAUAGAAGCACGAUGGAGACGAAACCAUAUCCACUCCCACAUUCAGAGAACCCAAGAACCUAUAGAUCACCUUUAGGUUUAGCUCAUGAUAUUUUAGAUAUUGGAUUUACACUUGAUAAUAUUUUAAAUAAUAUGGUUCAACCAAUUAAACAAACAACUUCAUUCAUUUCUGUAUUAUCACCUCCAACAAUUACUUUAUUAUCUUUAUUAAAACAAAUGCAAUCAACACCAAAAUUUGAAAUACAUUUUGGUUCAAUUUCUAGAAUUUUAUCUCAUCCGACCCUUGUACAUAGUUUAAAUAUUAAUAAUGAUAAUAGUAGAAAUAAACGUGAAAUUCUUAAUACUGCAGGUGAUCAAACUGUUUAUGCUAAUCGAAUUCGUAAUACUCCAACCAUUUCAACUACUCCAACCAUUCCAACUACUUCAACUACUUCAACUACUUCAACUACUCCAACCAUCCCAACCAUCCCAACCACUCCAACCCUUCCAACUACUUCAACUACUUCAACUACUUCAACUAUUCCAACUACCACUACUACCACUACUACCACCACUACCACUCCAAUAACCACUUCAACUAAUCCAUUAAAAGAAUCAACAUCACCUGUAUCAUCACAAAUGAAAGAGAUUGCAAUGAAAAGACAAAAAGAAUUAAUGAGAUUAAUGCAAGAACAACAAAAGAAAUUCAUGAAAACUAAUGAUAUUGAAGAUAAAAAAUCAGAAAAAGAUGAAAAUGAAUUUGACGGUGUAGAUAAUAAAAAAAAAAUAAAGAAUUCAACUGAUGAUAUAAUGCAAACAACAGGAGAGGUUGAUAUAUUUAAUUUUCAAAUUUCUGAUGAACAACAACAACAAGAAGAAGAAGAAAUUGAUUUUGGUUCAUGUGCAAUUUGUAGAGAUGAAUUAGAUGUAACAAAGACACAACAUCCAUUUGGUUAUGUUGCCUCAUUACAAAAGAACUCUUUAUUACCAUACUGUCCAUUAUUAGUCAGUGAUCCAUUAAUGUCAAAUGAAGAUAGAAGAAGAGCAAAAUUAAUUAAAAAUUCAUCAUUGGAAGAAACCAAAGAUAUUGAUCAAAAUGCUCCAUUGUAUGUUGAUGUUAAUGAUACAAAUGGUUCAUUCAUUACAUUUUGCUCUCAUUUAAUUCAUAUCAAUUGUUUAAACACUUUGAAUGAUAACAGUGCUGGUGGAGUCUUAAGAAAUCAAAACAGAUUAAAGAAUUUCUCUUGUCCAGUUUGUCGUCGUUCAUCAAAUAUAAUCGUUCCUUACUCAAAACAAAAAGUUUCAUCAUCAAUUAGAACAAGAGUUAAUUUUGAUAAUACUAUUGAAUCAAUAAAGCAAUCAUUUAAUAAUUGGUUUACUCAAGUUUAUAAUGACUCUACUACUACUACUACUACAACAACAACUACUACAAGUGAUCAAGUUUCUACUGAAUUAAAUGAAUUGAAUAAAUCUUCUUCUUCAUUAUUAUCUUCAUCUUCUUCAUCAUCUAUUACCAGUGGCACAAAUAAAACAACAACAACUCAAGAAUAUGAUCAAUUUAUAAAAACUGUUUAUGAUUCUACUACAAUUCAAGAUUUAAGUUUUUGA
Molecule: messenger RNA, 4710 nt
Organism: Dictyostelium discoideum AX4
Lineage: Eukaryota; Evosea; Eumycetozoa; Dictyosteliales; Dictyosteliaceae
Exons: 2
Coding region: 1-4710 (1569 amino acids)
Biological process (GO): ubiquitin-dependent protein catabolic process via the N-end rule pathway; ubiquitin-dependent protein catabolic process; protein ubiquitination
Molecular function (GO): zinc ion binding; ubiquitin-protein transferase activity; ubiquitin protein ligase activity
Source: RefSeq, a predicted model, not a curated record